Molecule: messenger RNA, 3847 nt
Organism: Jaculus jaculus (lesser Egyptian jerboa)
Lineage: Eukaryota; Metazoa; Chordata; Mammalia; Rodentia; Dipodidae
Gene: Eml1
Product: EMAP like 1
Exons: 22
Coding region: 184-2538 (784 amino acids)
Biological process (GO): microtubule cytoskeleton organization
Cellular component (GO): mitotic spindle
Molecular function (GO): microtubule binding
Source: RefSeq, a predicted model, not a curated record
CAGAUCUGCUUGUUUCCCCGACUUCGCCUAACACCUGAUCUCUUCCUGAGACAGAAAUGCACGCAGACCUCGGGGUCCUGGACAAGUCCGCGAGUCUGCCUUGUGACCGAGUGCGCGGCUGAGGCUGGCCCCAGGGGGAGAAGGACACAGUGGCCAGAUGACAGCGCAUCCGCAGCCAGCAGCAUGGACGUGUCAGAUCGCAUAGCCUCUCUGGAGCAGCGCGUCCAGAUGCAGGAGGAUGACAUCCAACUACUCAAGUCAGCGCUGGCCGAUGUGGUUCGACGUCUGAACAUCACCGAGGAGCAGCAGGCUGUGCUGAAUAGAAAAGGACCUACCAAAGUAAGACCACUGGUGCAGACUCUGCCUUUAAGAACCACCGUCAACAAUGGCACUGUGUUACCAAAGAAACCCAGCGGCUCCCUCCCAUCCCCAUCUGGGUCCAGGAAAGAAACUGCUAUGCACACAAGCAAAAGCAGCAUCAAGCGGACCAACUCUUCUGAACGGGUGUCUCCUGGCAGCCGGAGGGAGAACUCUGGGGACUCGAGAGGAAGCCGGAAUCGCACAGGCUCCAACAGCAGUUCCUCUAGUGGCAAGAAGAACAGUGAAAGCAAACCUAAGGAGCCUGUGUUCAGCCCAGAAGAAGGAUAUGUAAAAAUGUUUCUUCGGGGACGCCCCGUGACCAUGUACAUGCCCAAAGAUCAAGUGGAUUGUUACAAUUUGGAGGCAAAAGCAGAGCUGCCAACCAAACGGCUUAAGCUGGAAUGGGUAUACGGAUAUCGGGGUAGAGACUGUCGCAGUAACCUGUACUUGCUCCCCACGGGGGAGACGGUGUACUUCAUUGCAUCGGUGGUGGUGCUGUACAAUGUGGAGGAGCAGCUGCAGAGGCACUACACAGGCCACAGUGAUGACGUGAAGUGCCUAGCAGUUCACCCUGAUAGGAUCACGAUAGCAACAGGACAGGUCGCAGGCACCUCUAAGGAUGGAAAGCAAUUGCCUCCGCAUGUACGUAUUUGGGACUCUGUGACCUUGAACACUCUGCACGUCAUUGGAAUAGGCUUUUUUGACAGAGCUGUCACCUGCAUCGCAUUCUCAAAAUCUAAUGGGGGAAGCCACCUCUGUGCUGUAGAUGACUCCAAUGACCACGUGCUGUCUGUAUGGGACUGGCAGAAGGAAGAAAGACUGGUGGAUGUGAAGUGUUCAAAUGAAGCAGUGUUUGCUGCAGACUUCCACCCCACAGACACCAAUAUCAUAGUCACCUGUGGGAAGUCACAUCUCUACUUCUGGACACUAGAAGGAAACUCUCUUAACAAGAAGCAAGGGUUGUUCGAGAAACAAGAAAAGCCAAAGUUUGUCCUCUGCGUGACAUUUUCUGAAAAUGGCGACACCAUUACUGGAGACUCAAGUGGGAACAUCUUGGUGUGGGGGAAAGGUACGAAUCGGAUAAGCUAUGCAGUUCAAGGGGCCCACGAGGGUGGCAUUUUUGCACUUUGUAUGUUAAGAGAUGGCACGCUGGUCUCAGGAGGAGGGAAGGACCGAAAGCUCAUUUCUUGGAAUGGAAACUAUCAAAAGCUUCAGAAAACUGAGAUUCCUGAACAGUUUGGACCAAUACGAACAGUGGCUGAGGGGAAAGGCAAUGUCAUCUUGAUAGGCACAACCAGAAACUUUGUCCUGCAAGGCACCCUGUCAGGCGACUUUGCACCCAUCACUCAGGGUCACACUGAUGAACUCUGGGGGCUGGCCGUCCAUGCCUCCAGACCUCAGUUCUUAACCUGUGGGCAUGACAAGCACGCCACUCUCUGGGACGCUGUCAAUCACAGGCCUGUCUGGGACAAAAUCAUAGAGGAUCCAGCUCAGUCUUCUGGUUUUCAUCCUUCAGGGUCUGUGGUUGCGGUGGGAACGUUGACUGGAAGGUGGUUUGUGUUCGACACAGAAACAAAGGACUUGGUCACCGUGCACACGGAUGGAAAUGAGCAGCUGUCUGUCAUGCGUUACUCACCAGAUGGGAAUUUCUUAGCAAUAGGCUCUCAUGACAACUGUAUCUAUAUUUACGGAGUUGGUGACAAUGGGAGGAAAUACACAAGAAUUGGCAAAUGCUCGGGUCAUUCCAGCUUCAUCACCCACCUGGACUGGUCUGUGAACUCACAGUUCCUUGUAUCGAAUUCCGGGGACUAUGAAAUCCUUUUCUGGGUUCCGUCUGCCUGUAAGCAAGUCGUGAGUGUGGAAACCACGAGGGACAUCGAGUGGGCCACCUGUACCUGCACCUUGGGAUUCCAUGUCUUUGGAGUAUGGCCAGAGGGCUCAGAUGGAACCGACAUUAAUGCUGUCUGCCGAGCCCACGAGAAAAAGCUCCUGUCCACGGGUGAUGACUUCGGCAAAGUGCAUCUGUUCUCCUACCCCUGCUCACAGUUCAGGGCGCCAAGCCACACUUACGGUGGGCACAGCAGCCAUGUCACCAACGUCGACUUCCUCUGUGAGGACAGCCACCUCAUCUCCACGGGUGGGAAGGACACGAGCAUCAUGCAGUGGCGGGUCAUUUAGUGUCCGCGGAAGCCUGGGAGCAGAUCACGCACGUCCACGAAGACAGACUCACGUUCCGCUUGGUCACUGUGAUUUCUGUUGUGUCUGAAAACUCGUACAAACCUCAGGAAAACCCUCUCUCUACCAGUUACCUUAGCUUGGGGAGCCAGCGAGUGUCACCCGGAGAAGCACUUCAUCUCCACCAUUGAAGCACAGUGCAGGAAGCGGUGCGCAUUGGGCAGAGAAAAGGCCCGGGGCUACCUGGUAGUGUCAUCAACAAGAGAACAAAAGGUACUGGCUUUUUAGUCGCUUUUCUAUGAACUCUUCAAAAAUGGUCACAGAAUGCCUUUUAAAAAUAUUGUAUAUAGUUGUCACUGUUUCUCCACCUAGCUUGCUAAGUCAGAUAUUUAUGAUAAUAAUGAGGUACCAAACCAGGAUUGCCGUGGACUAACUGGUCCUGAAAGGAUGAAUCACGUGAGUUAAGAGCGUCACCGAGUCAGGAGUGCAGCCAGGAGGCCGUCCUCAUCACACGGCCCAGGGUUUCCCUGAGCCCCCGUGAGGAUGGGGGAGCCGAGCCCUUUUGGCAGUGUGUGGACGCUACCGUGCUCCGCUCACUCCGUCCUGCCUGGACACAGCCAGCCUCUCAGCACCACCACGAAUGGUCCCCGCCCCCGCACACGUGCCCUGGCUAAUGGCUGAGCAACUGGCCACCAGCCUGUGUGUUUAAUGGCACGAUAGGGUCGUGGGAUAGUCUCGAGUUCAGCAGCUCAUAGUAAACGGCCACCGCCGGGCCUCGCCGCGCACACGCUGCACAGUGUGCUUUGCAGCAGAUGACCAAGCGGGCCAGGUGGAGAGGGGUCUCUGCAGUCUGCCGGCGACCACGGGGUGCAGAUGUCACAGAGGCCCCGGGAACUGAGGGCAGCUUCCUUCCCUGCCUCUUGUGCGUGGACAGCUCUCGGCAGUGUGGCAUAAGGCUGUGUUCUGAUGAGUAGAACGCAGGUGGCGUAAUUGUCCAGAAGGCCUUACCCACUGUGUGACAGACUGAAGUUAUUGUUUACACUGGGGACUGUAUCUCGGAUUCUGAAAUAGAAGAGUCAUGAACAGACGUAAGAACGAAUUCUAAGAUUUUCACUCAUUCUAAACAAGUAAACGAAGGGAGCACUGCUUGUGUAAAGUGGCUAAUGAAGGACAUUUGGAAACAUUUUUCAUGACAUCUCCAGCCUGCUGUGAAAGCGCAGGGCACCAGAAAGUAAUAUGUACUGGAGACGAGUCUGUUUGUAUGUAUCCUUAUCAAAUCUAUUCUAUAAUGAAAUAAAAUCUGAAAAGUGGA